UGGUGUGUUAGUAUGUGCGUCUUUCCUGAACAAUUUCUUCUAUCUGAACGUACAACUCGGAACAUGUUAUCUUUCCCAUAAAUAUUUAACAGAACGAACUUUGAAAAACUGAUGAAUCUGUUUUCUGAAUAGUGAAGGUUCGUUUAAAUUGAACUUGAAGCAAUAUCGCAGCACGAAGUUAGUGGGAGCUGGCCCAGAAGGCUUCGUCAAGCAGCUGAAGAAAUAAGGUAGAACAAACCAUCCAUCGUAACCAGUACCUGCCUUGAACAUUCACCACUACAACGUCCACUUUGUGAUAUUUAGGCUCAGAUGACCUUAAAUUGGAUGUCAUUCCAUGCAAAUCAAUUGUAAUGGUCAAGAUGAAGGGUUUGGUCACGGCGCUGGUAUCGAACACAGAUAAUGUGAGGUGAAGACCAUAGUCCAGCUGCCAUGGUGUAGGUCUAGAAAGCUGGACUGUUGAAUCGAAAGUAAAGCUAGACUGUUGAAUCGAAAGAGAAGCUGGACUGUUGAAUCAAAAGCAAAACUGAACUGUUGAAAAUAGAAAGCAUUUUUUUGUAACCAACUGAGCCUAGGUCAUGACAAGGUUUCGGAGGAAGAGUUUGCUAUUUAGCUGUCGGAGAAAUGCUAAGGUUUGUAGAGCCUCUGCGAAGGAGGGAAUUGUCAUAGUUUGCAGGGCAAACUAAAAGAUAACUAGUUUGGUGCACAGCGGAGGUUAUAGAAUUACCUCUGCUUUUGGAUAAAAUUUAAGACAUUCUUUUAUGGACAUCACAUUUUGCUGUGUGAACUGAAGGACAAGCAGAGUUUGGCGUGCAGCUGAAGAAGAUCUGCUAGGUUGAAUGACGGCCGCUGGCUCACCAUGCCGCACAAGCUCGAGUUCUCCGUAUGUCGCUUCACCAGCGAGGACGCGGAGGGGCGGGCGCAGGACCUACAGCUGCAGGGGCCUGGAGCGCGCGGUUGGCGCUCCGCGAAGUUCUCAAUUUACCCCCAAGAACUCGUGCUGCAGUUCAGCGAGCGCGUACAUCUGACGCGCGUACAGCUGCUCUCUCACCACGCUCUCGUCCCUGAGCGUGUACAGCUGCUAAUAGGGGACACGCCCCCUGAGGGGGAGAUGGGGGUGUUGGGGGAGGCGCAGUUCACCCCCCUGGGGUACGUGGGGCUCAGCGACAACUCCCACACGGAGCACAAGGCACGUGAGCUCAAGAGCGUCAACGUGGACUGCACGGGCACGUUCCUCAAGCUGCUCGUGUACAAGAACUACGUGAACAAGCUUAAUAAAUACAACCAGGUUGUGUUGCGGCCUUCUCUGCCUGCAGCAGGCUGUGCUGCAGCCUACCCUCUGCAGCAGGCUGUGUCGCCGCCGUGUGCUGCCAUAGCUCAAUCCUGCUCCUGCAGCUCACGGCCACGCGUGUGUGUGCACACAAAGAACCAUGUGUGA
Messenger RNA from Hyalella azteca, 1435 nucleotides. Its product is annotated as centrosomal protein of 104 kDa-like. Lineage: Eukaryota; Metazoa; Arthropoda; Malacostraca; Amphipoda; Hyalellidae. Bases 857 to 1435 code for a protein of 192 amino acids. Gene Ontology annotation, cellular component: cilium. The transcript has 5 exons. The record is from RefSeq and is a predicted model, not a curated record.